Messenger RNA from Zasmidium cellare ATCC 36951, 915 nucleotides. RefSeq lists its product as uncharacterized. NCBI's taxonomy places the organism in Eukaryota, Fungi, Ascomycota, Dothideomycetes, Mycosphaerellales, Mycosphaerellaceae. The transcript has 4 exons. Gene Ontology annotation, molecular function: oxidoreductase activity. Gene Ontology annotation, cellular component: cytosol. The record is from RefSeq and is a predicted model, not a curated record. The coding region runs from base 1 to 915 and encodes 304 amino acids.
AUGGCAGCACCGUUCCCUUCUCCUACCAAGAAAUGGCACUCAAACACCUACCCUUCAAUCUCGCCAUCUCGUCCGGAGCUUUCCGCUAAAGGUAAGACUGUCUUGGUCACGGGCGGCGGUACAGGAAUAGGAGCAGAAACAGCUCGCAGCUUUGCUGAAGCAGGAGCCUCACGGAUCGCACUUCUCGGUCGCAGAGAGCAGCCUCUACUGGACACCAAAGCCUCGAUAGAAAAGCAAUAUCCUGGAGUCGAAGUUUUCGUGGCGUCGACAGACAUCACGAACAAGAGCCAAGUCGACGAUGCCUUCAAGAAGUUCGCGGGUAACGGAAAGAUCGACGUAGUUGUCAGUAACGCAGCGUUCACGGGGCCUCCUGACACAGUGGAAGAGGCCGAGGAAGAACGAUUUCUGGGAGCCAUCCAGACGAAUCUCAGAGGUGCGCUGUUGACCGCGCAAGCAUUCCUUCGGCAUGCAUCGAAGAACGCAGUCGCGAUAGAUGUCAACUCAUGCGCUGCACACCACAACUUCGCUGCGGCAUUGGCUUCGUACAGCAUCGCCAAAAUGGCAAACUUUCGUCUGUGGAAUAGUGUGGGAUUUGCACACCCUGAGCACAGUGUGUUCCAUAUCCAGCCAGGUGUUGUCGAUACGGAGAUGAACAGAGGCGUAGGCGGUGUCGCCGCUGCUGGAUUCGAAGAUCAUGUGUCUCUGCCGGGCAAUUUCAACGUGUGGCUUGCAAGUCCCGAGGCGAAGUUCUUGAAGGGCAAAUAUCUCUGGGCGAACUGGGACGUGGAUGAACUCAAGGCUCGCGCUCAGGAGCUUGAGUCGACGACCCAGCUCAGCAUCGAGCUGGGCGGAUGGCCUUGGGGCGAGAGCGACUACACGAGGUCCUGGAGUUUUGAGGGCCCUUCGUCCGACUAG